CCAAAAUUUGCCGACGAACCUGUGUGUUGUGGAAACCAUGAAACCCACUAUCACCAGCAGCACCACCAACAACACAUCUCGCAACCAGUGCUGGACGAUAACAAUGUCCAAUUCCAAUGGGUAACUCAGGAUGCUCAACCCAAGCGUGAGUCGACUUUGUCCCGCAGAAGAAGAGGGUGUUAUAUUGACAUGAAAUCAGUGUGGCCAACUUGGCCAAACAACACUUGGUAUUCUCAAGCUUCGCCAGGUGCAUACGGGAAUGGAGGACAGUGGAACGACAGCAACAUACCUCAGACGUAUCUGAACCCUUCUUUGAGCGACGCAGGUUAUGACCAGACCAGCCCACCAAGCACGGAAGACAGGCUUCUCCAGCGCUCGUAUCAUGGAGCUCAAGACGUGCCUGGCGAUCAGAUUCCGGAAACCUAUAACCUAAGACAUUGCGACUAUGCCGAUAUUGCCGCUCAGAAUAUUGUUCACACUGGCAGGACUUCAUACUUCAAACUGAGUCCAUCAAUGGCCACGCCACGCACCCAGAUAUCUCCGACUUCUUCUUGCUGGGAUGUUGAUGACAAUGCUAGUCUCGCGACUACAAAUACUACAACUCCAACGGACCUCAUACCCGAUCCUCCUACUGAGCUAGUGGAUCCACCGUCUGAGGACAUGAACCCCAGCGAUAAGACUAUGGUACCGCAGAGACGCAACCUCAAAGAUCCAAACCAUCUAUACAUGCCGCGUUGGAUCAGAGGAGACGGGAAGCAGCGAGAGGGAUGGUGUGGUGCAUGUCGUCCUGGUAAAUGGUUGAGUCUGAAGCGCAGUACCUAUUGGNNUGUAGGUGAAGUCAUUAUUCUCUCUGACGAACGUGUGCUGAUGAGGACACCAGACCACAAGAACUUUUGCCACGGCAUCACUGUCAUGGGCACGCCCUUUCCACGACCAACCCGCACUCGAGCAUUGGCUGACGAUAAAGGAUGGGAGGGAUAUUGUGGAUCAUGCAAUAGAUGGAUUAUACUGAACGGUGGGAAGAAGAGUCACACAUCUUGGUUCAGACACGCUUACAAGGUAUGCCUUUCUCUGCUUCUUCGAACUUGA
Messenger RNA from Aureobasidium musti, 1089 nucleotides. NCBI's taxonomy places the organism in Eukaryota, Fungi, Ascomycota, Dothideomycetes, Dothideales, Saccotheciaceae. The record is from the annotation of a GenBank genome assembly.